This is a messenger RNA of Dermatophagoides farinae (American house dust mite), 3456 nucleotides long. RefSeq names its product F-box only protein 33. NCBI's taxonomy places the organism in Eukaryota, Metazoa, Arthropoda, Arachnida, Sarcoptiformes, Pyroglyphidae. Gene Ontology annotation, biological process: positive regulation of protein ubiquitination. The record is from RefSeq and is a predicted model, not a curated record. Gene Ontology annotation, molecular function: protein binding.
GUUGUUGUUGAUCUUUGAUGAUGAUGAUGAUGAUUUUCUUGUAAUCCUGGUAGCAUUUUUCUUCUUUUAGCUAUAAUAUUCUUCAAUAAAUAGGAUUAUUAGAUAGUUAUCCGAAAUUUCAACAACAACAACAACAAUAAGAAACAUUCAAAGAAUAUAUCGUUUUUUCUGGUCCAAAAGUAAUCAAUGUGAUCCAAUGAAUCGUGAUUCAGAUGCCAAAUUUAAUAAUAAACAACAACACCAUCAACAACAAUAUAUCAUCUUAUCAUAUAGAAAUAGAUCAUUGAAAAGAGAUCUAAAAUUUAUUAACCAUCCAAAUACUUCCAUUUCGAAAAAUAAUGAAUACAUUACAAAUGAUCAUCAAUCAAAUAUUAUUGAUUGGAAAAAUCUACCAUUGGUGAUAUUAUAUAAAAUAUUUGCCUAUCUUUCAUCAACGGAACGGUUGCAAGCAUCAUCUACCUGUAAUUCAUGGCGAAAUGUUAUCUAUCAUUCAACAUUAUGGCCACAAAAGCAUUUAAAGGUCAAUCUUUGUCCACAUAAAUUUGUUUUGAGCGAAAAUGAACAUUAUCAGAACCAGCAGCAGCAGCAACAACAACACCAACAACAAUCUUUAUCAUAUGGUUUUCAUACAUUUCGUCUUCAAGAUUCAUAUCUUUAUCAACAAAAUAUUAAUAAUGUAACUUGGAUGAAGAUUCGUAAUGAUAAUUUAAAUAAUCGGAAACCAAAUCGAAAAAAUUUCAAUGAGCAGCUAAAAUUAUUUAUACAAAAAUGUUCACGUUUUUUAAAUGGCAUCACAUUUUAUUUUGAUCCAAAUUCAUCACACAAUGUAUUAGACUUGAUCAAAAUAAUCAAGUUUCUAUCCGAAAAUGAAGUUGCUAUAUAUGAAAUGAAUGAUAAUCGUCAAAAUUUUUAUGCCAAUUGUCGUAAUCUUAAAUAUUUUUCAAUUAUACCUGUAACUACAUUGGUACGAUGCGCUUCCGAUCAACGUUUUAUGUCACUUUAUUCUGGCCUAACCGAAGCAAUUCGUUUUCUAUUCUCCAAAUGUAAUCAAUUGGAACAUGUAUCGUUGGGUGAUCUACACGAACUUAUUCAUGCAAGUGAUGCUUUUCUGUCACAAUUUUUCAAAACAGGCGUUCAUCAAAAAUUACAAUGUCUACAUUUAAGUUCGAUCAAAGGUGAUAUUGUUCGAUAUUUACCACAACAAAUGACCACGCUUGAACAUUUGGAAAAAUUCCAUUCAUUAAAUCAUUUAUCAUUGGAUUUUGAUGUGCUCAAUACAAAAGUAAUCAGUAUUUUAAGCAAAAUUGAUACACUUCAAUUAUUGUCAAUCAACGUACAUCGUUUUAAUCGUAAUCAUCCUGGUAUAUCAUCAUCAGCAUGGUCACGAAUUGUAACCAAUCUGCCAAAUCUAAGUGUAAACCUUAAUCUAUUACAUACAGAAAGCAAUAAUUUUCAAAUUAUUAUCGAUUCAUUAUUGAAUACUGAAAUGCCUAUCAAACAUUUUAAAGCUUAUUAUCUUGAAUUUAAAGAUGAAAAUUCAUCAACAAUACUUUGUAAUAUGCUUGAAAUACUUAGUCGAACUCAUAUGAAUACUCUUGAAUCGUUGACAUUGAUCGAUCAUUUAAAUAGUCCUAAAAAUCAUUUAAAAGCUGUCACGCCAAAUGUUUUGAUCAUGCUUUGUUGGCGUUGUCGAAAUCUUAACAAUCUUACUGUUAUCGGUUAUGAAACAACCGAUAGAGAAAUUAUAGCAAUGGCUCGACUUCGUGGUGAAUCUCUACAAUCGUUUUAUUUUCCUUCCUGUUGCAUACAAUUAAGCGAAAUAUUCACUAAAUAUAAUUAUUCACCAGUUUUCAGUGAAUUUUUCAUCAAUUUUGAUAUGGCUAAUCAAUAUGCACAACGUAGUUUUCGGGAUGCUGUUUCAUUACCAUUGAAACGUAAUUGGCAACCAAUACCUACUCAUAAGAUACCAGAAAUAAUAGCUACAGGAUUUCUUCCUCAAACAACUUAUCAUCGAACCAUUUUGGAACAGAAAAAUAGUCAUUGUAUUCAUUGAUCUUUUAUCGUAUUUUUUUCGCUCAAGUAGGCGAUAACAAACGAUUACUGUGAUUAAAGAAAAAAAAAUUCAUUCUAUAAUAGAUAGUGAGAGAAACAAAACGAGGCAAAUCAUCAUCUCAUAGGAAAAACAAACUUAAAUUCCUGAUGAGUAUUCCGGAGGCCAAUUUAUCAUUUGAAUAGCUGAAACAAAAAAAAAUUUCGAAACUUAAUUCAUUUGAUCAUUGAAAAUGAAAGCGAAUCAUAAUAUUAAAAUUAAUAAUUGAACAUCAACUGUGAUAUGAAACAACGUAAAUAAGUAAAAAAAAAUAACGGCGAUAAAAAUAAUUGUCAAACUAAAUAUUUUUCAAUUGUAAUCAUCAACCAAAUAAUUGCCGAUUGCCUUUGAUUUUCAGUGGCUACAUCAUUCAAGUAUACGAAAAAAAAACAAAUAAACUAAUCAAUCAGCCAUUGAAUAUUAGAUUUUCAUCAUCAUCAUCAUUUCAUAUUAAAAAAACUAUCCAUCAUCAUAGUUUGAAAAAAAUUAUUUUAAAUUCUCACCAGCAACAAAAAAUUUUAAUUAUCAACCAUCAUAAAUAUCACCUUGAUAUAUAAUUAUCUGACACAUUCCUAUCAUAUGAUAAACAAAAACAAAAAUGACGCAACUAAAUCACCUCAAUGAAUAAACCAACCGAUUCGAUUGUGAUCUUCGACAUACAAAAAAAACAAUAUCAAGAAAAAUUUAAUUCAUAGUAAUUAAUCAUUAUCACCGGAUAAUCAGUCCAUUUUUCUUUCUGAAAUUUGAAUCUCAAGCUUAGUUUUGUUUCAGUCAUCAAUUUUAAAAUCAUCAUAAACUUUUUAUACAUGAAAACCAAAAAUACACCGUCGGCAAGCACAAUGAAAUUUUUUGUUUUCGAAAUGAAAAAUAAAUACAAAGUGAUUUGAAUUUCAAACAAACAAACAAACAUAUUGAUUAAUCAUUGCUAAAAGGAUGAAUAUUUGAAAUCACAAAAUUCAUCAAGCAUACGAACUGUGAUAUGGUGAAAACAAAAACAAAUGAAUAAUGAUCAUCAUAUUUUUUUGGAAAAUAUCUGAAAAUGUUGAUAAUAAAUUCUUGAAAUCCUUUAUAAGAUAGCUACAAUUUCUGACAAACAAAUUAAUCAAGCCAUUAAUUCUAUUUCUAUUAUUAUUUUCGUUGAUAUUUUGUUACCUCUAACCAUUUUCAAAAAAAAGAACCAGUCAAAUCACUUACAUACAUUUAAAACAAAAAAAAAAUGGUUUCAAAAAACCAACUCAAUAAUAACCAAACAAAUAACGAAUGCAUAUCUUUUUUCCUGUCAUCAUCAUCCCAUUAAAUAAUUGGACACAAUUGUCAUCCACUGUUAUAUUCAUAUAUUAUGAAUAUAUUGUUGUUAUUAUUAAUAA